GUCAGCCUGGAAGGCGGGGAGAUGGCCACGCACUUCCUGGGCUGGGCGCCUGGAUGGCGCUGGCCAGUGGACUCUGACCCUGGCCGGGGCCACCCUGUCCUCACCCUCUCCGCUCCUCACUGCCGCUGCCCCCACCAUGCUGCCCCGCAGGGCUGUGCUCCUCUUGACUCUGCUCCUGGCCCCUGGGUCCUUGGGCCAGUGGGCUCUCCGGCCCCCGCGGCCCCCCCAGCCCCAGUCACCCAUCAGCGCCGUCCAGCCCAAGGCCGACUUUGAUGCCCAGCAGUUUGCAGGGACAUGGUUCCUCGUGGCCGUGGCCUCCUCAUGCCGCAACCUCUGGGAGCCCGGUCACCGGGCUGAGGCCACUGCGCUGCAGGUGACUCCCCAGGGCUCAGACAUGGCCGUCAGCACCUUCCGGAAGUUGGACGGGAUCUGCUGGCAGGUGCGGGAGCUCUACCGACACGCAGGGCGCCCCGGCCGCUUCCAGCUCCAAGAGGCCGCCCCGCAGGCCAGCAGGAGCCUCUGCCGCCACCUGGAGGGUGAGGCCUGCCGCCCCGCAAGGCAGAACGGUGCUCCGCUGCGCGGGGACCCCGGGCGCCCACGGCACCUGCCCGCCCAGCUCCCGCCCUGGCCCCGCGGGCUUCUGGACACAGCCCUGAGCCGCCUCACGCCCCUCACUUCCUGCGCAGCCCACAGCCAUGGACCUGCGGGGCCUCUGCGGACGCCCUACCCAGGCUGCGCCGUGGGCACCCUGCCAGCCGACGCCGUGCUGCAUUCAGGAGUUUAUUAG
This is a messenger RNA of Condylura cristata (star-nosed mole), 787 nucleotides long. RefSeq names its product complement component 8, gamma polypeptide (gene C8G). Gene Ontology annotation, biological process: complement activation. The coding region runs from base 137 to 787 and encodes 216 amino acids. The transcript has 4 exons. The record is from RefSeq and is a predicted model, not a curated record. Gene Ontology annotation, cellular component: membrane attack complex. NCBI's taxonomy places the organism in Eukaryota, Metazoa, Chordata, Mammalia, Eulipotyphla, Talpidae.